This is a messenger RNA of Episyrphus balteatus (marmalade hoverfly), 723 nucleotides long. It is a transcript of the gene Mettl5, whose product is annotated as rRNA N6-adenosine-methyltransferase Mettl5. Lineage: Eukaryota; Metazoa; Arthropoda; Insecta; Diptera; Syrphidae. The record is from RefSeq and is a predicted model, not a curated record. The transcript is spliced from 3 exons. Gene Ontology annotation, molecular function: rRNA (adenine-N6-)-methyltransferase activity; nucleic acid binding. Gene Ontology annotation, biological process: rRNA methylation. The coding region runs from base 1 to 648 and encodes 215 amino acids.
AUGGCUCGAAUGAAACUGAAGAAACUCGAGGAAUACCUGCAGAGUGUGGAUGGCUUCGAGAAGCCCAAAGUGAAUCUUGAGCAAUACCCAACUCCACCGCAUAUUGCCAGUUGCAUGAUUUACAAUAUCCAAUCAAGAUACGAGGAUAUUGAGGGCAAGAUUGUUGGGGAUUUGGGUUGUGGCUGUGGUAUGCUUAGUAUUGGGUCAUUCCUCUUGGGUGCACAUCUUACCGUUGGAUUUGAAUUAGAUGAUAGUGCAAUUGAGAUAUUCCGUUCGAAUGUAUUUGAAAUGGAAAUCCCGGCUGUAGACUGUGUACAGUCGAACGUUUUACAUUUACAAAAAUUCGAUAGAUGGAAUAAUGCAUUUGAUACGGUGGUUAUGAACCCUCCAUUCGGUACGAAAAACAACAGCGGAAUGGAUAUGAGUUUUCUACAAACUGCCAUAGAACUUGCUUCGAAUUCGGUUUAUUCUUUGCAUAAAACAUCAACGAGAGAAUACAUCAACAAAAAAGCCAAAGAAUGGGGAAUAAAAAGCGAAGUUGUGGCCGAGCUUAGAUACAAUAUCGAUUCUAGCUACAAGUUUCACAAAAAACAAUCUGUCGACAUCGAUGUGGACUUUUGGAGGUUUGAUGUUACAAACAAACAGUAAUUACAAAAAAAAAAAAUUUAUUCGUUAAAUAUUUGUUUUUUUUUUCUAUUUUAAAUUUUUGCAACAAAAUAAAUG